AUGAAGUCAAAAGCAUUAUAUUUCAAUAAUGGAUCAAGUAGAUCAAACUCAAACUCGAGUUUGAGUUUGAAUACUCUAGAAUUGAAAAAUAAAUGUCAUAACCAACAAAUCAUCAUUGACAUUCAAAACAAUGUCAUCAAUGAUUGGAAAGAUAAGUUUUCUAAACAAAACAUUCAAUUGUUUGAUUUGAAAGAUCAUUUAACUAAUAUUAAUAAACAAUUGAAUCAAUUGAAAACCGAUUGGGUGAAUGAACAUCUUACCCAUAGAAAUGAAGUAUAUCACACACAGUACAAAAAGAAACGUGACGCCUCGCUUUUAAAAUUCCAAGAUUAUUAUACUGAAGAUAGUUGUGUUAGUUCUUCCGAGAAUGACCCGACAAAUAGUUUGAUAGAUUCGUUAGAUGAAAGUAAUGAAAAUUCCAUCCAACAGACAAAUGAAUUGUUUAUAAACGAUUUAUUUGAUGGGUUGAGUCUUGAGGAAAAAAAAUAUCAAACCACACCUCUUCAAGAUAAUAACAAUUGGCUUUCUCAAGAAUGGCAAAAAUUUAAUGAUAUAUCUUGGUUGGGACCUCUUUACAAAUUGAAAAAAAAAAUAAUAAUCACCAAGUGA
Messenger RNA from Henningerozyma blattae CBS 6284, 609 nucleotides. RefSeq lists its product as uncharacterized. The record is from RefSeq and is a predicted model, not a curated record. Bases 1 to 609 code for a protein of 202 amino acids. The transcript has a single exon. NCBI's taxonomy places the organism in Eukaryota, Fungi, Ascomycota, Saccharomycetes, Saccharomycetales, Saccharomycetaceae.